CCAGAAGGAACUGUCACAGGCAGGUUCUGCACCAGGGGAAUACAGCCUUGCUUGCUUACUCGCAGGAAAUUCAACGGCAAUCGCCACAGACUUAAGAAAAUCAACAUUUACCAGAACCGAGGGACUCUUCCUCCCGAGGACAGCCUGGCGAGCGGCCGAGCAGGAGCCCCUUUCCUUCCAGCCGCCGCAUUUUCCAGGCAGAGCGGAACAUCUGAACUCUACACCACCGAACUCCCAGCGGGGACACCGGCCGGGGGCAACAUUCGAGUGAGGGAGAUGUUUGAUUUCCUGUUUAAGUUCUUGGUCAUAGGAAAUGCUGGAACUGGAAAAUCCUGUUUGCUACAUCAAUUUAUUGAAAAGAAAUUCAAGGAAGACUCAAAUCAUACUAUAGGAGUGGAAUUUGGUUCAAAGAUCAUAAAUGUUGGUGGUAAAUAUGUAAAAUUGCAGAUAUGGGAUACAGCAGGACAAGAGAGAUUCAGGUCUGUAACAAGGAGUUACUACAGAGGUGCUGCAGGUGCUUUGCUUGUCUAUGAUAUAACCAGCCGGGAAACCUACAAUGCACUGACUAAUUGGUUGACAGAUGCAAGAAUGUUAGCAAGUCAAAAUAUUGUGAUAAUACUGUGUGGAAACAAAAAGGAUCUGGAUGCAGAUCGUGAGGUGACGUUUUUAGAAGCAUCUCGGUUUGCACAAGAAAAUGAGCUCAUGUUCUUGGAAACAAGUGCACUAACAGGGGAAAAUGUUGAAGAGGCCUUUGUACAGUGUGCAAGGAAAAUACUGAAUAAAAUUGAAUCAGGAGAACUGGACCCAGAGAGGAUGGGCUCAGGUAUUCAGUAUGGAGAUGCUGCCUUGAGACAGCUGAGAUCACCACGAAGAGCACAAGCACAAAGUGCUCAGGAAUGUGGGUGUUAAAAAAACAAAGCAUCAUUUCCCAGAUAUUCACUUUAAAUACAGAAGCUGUCCCUGCAAAUGGCAUUUGAAGAAACAGACAAAGCCUGAAGGCUAUGCAGUUUUUUUUAAAGAAAAAAAAAUCAACUUCUGACUCUGUACAAACAGAGCAGCCCACUGGUGACAGGCAGGUGAACUGUGUGGUGUGGGGCAGGAGUGUUCAUGUGUCACAGGAGCCUGCAAAGCUUGCUUGGUGGACAGUAUUAAGACUCAUACUUCUAUGUAAAUGUUUUCCAGUCCCUGUUUUUGUUCUUUCACCUCUAGUUUAAAGCAUUGCCAUAUCCUGUAAAUACUGUCAACAGUAAAUUUACAAAGCAUGGUAUACUUCUGUAUGCUGAUAGAAUGUUGCACUACAAGCAGUUUAAUAUUUUAUUUUUUUAUCAUAUAAACAAAUAAUCUACUCUGCUGUCUUGAGUUUCCCACCUGGAGUACUGUGUCCAGUUUUGGGGUCCCCAGCACAGGAAAGACAUGGAAUUGUUGGAGUGAGUCCAGAGGGAGGGCCAAGAAGAUGGAUCAGAGGGCUGGAGCACCUCUCCUACAAGGACAGGCUGAGAGUUGGGGUUGUUCAGCCUGGAGAAGGCUCCAGGGAGACCUUAGAGCACCUGCCAGGACCUGAAGGGGCUCCAGGAAAGCUGGGGAGGGACUUUAUACAAGGGCACAGAGUGAUUGGAGUGAUAGGACAAGGGGGAAUGGUUUUAAGCAAAAAGAUUGGAGAUUUAGGUCAGACAUUGGGAAGAAAUUCUUCAUUAUGAGGGUGAUGAGAGACUGGCCCAGGUUGUGGGUGCCCCAUCCCUAGAAGUUCUCAAGGCCAGGCUGGAUGGGGCUUGGAGCAACCUGGGCUGGUGGGAGGGGGGGAUUGGAACUGGGUAAGUUUUAAUGUUCUUUCCAUCCCAAACCAUUCUAUGAUUCUGUGAAAUUUAACUGAGGAAGGCUUUGUCCUGUUUGGUUGUUGCACAAAAGUAGUUCCUAUUUAUGACCUGAAUUCUAAAACCACUGGCACUCUGGUUUUUAUUUUUUCCUACUUUGUUUGCCACACUCCAACAAGAUGUUGCCAUGACUAAUCCUCAGCAUAGGGUUAGGACCCAUACUUACCUUUAGUAAUCUGCCAGGUUGGAAGAGUAAUUUUUAUUGAUAUUGACAUAUCCUAUUUUGUCACAGUUCUUAAAUAACUUGAAGCUUUUCUGAGUCUCUGAAAUGGCUGUCAACUGA
Calypte anna (Anna's hummingbird) is the source of this 2154-nucleotide messenger RNA. It is a transcript of the gene RAB4A, whose product is annotated as RAB4A, member RAS oncogene family. Gene Ontology annotation, biological process: Rab protein signal transduction; regulation of endocytosis. The record is from RefSeq and is a predicted model, not a curated record. Bases 277 to 909 code for a protein of 210 amino acids. Gene Ontology annotation, cellular component: endosome. NCBI's taxonomy places the organism in Eukaryota, Metazoa, Chordata, Aves, Apodiformes, Trochilidae. The transcript has 8 exons. Gene Ontology annotation, molecular function: GTPase activity; GTP binding.